Molecule: messenger RNA, 365 nt
Organism: Meleagris gallopavo (turkey)
Lineage: Eukaryota; Metazoa; Chordata; Aves; Galliformes; Phasianidae
Source: RefSeq, a predicted model, not a curated record
AUCCUGGAGCUGGCGGGCAACGCGGCCCGCGACAACAAGAAGACGCGCAUCAUCCCCCGCCACCUGCAGCUGGCCAUCCGCAACGACGAGGAGCUCAACAAGCUGCUGGGCAAGGUCACCAUCGCACAGGGCGGGGUGCUGCCCAACAUCCAGGCUGUGCUGCUGCCCAAGAAGACCGACAGCCACAAGGCUAAGGCCAAGUGAAAGUUGAGGAGUGAUCCCAUCUCCAAGGAACCCAAAGGCUCUUUUCAGAGCCACCCACUUCCUCAGAAAGGAGCUGCAGAUCCCAAAAACAUCUGUGUUUGCUUUGCUGUUAAAAGUCAGGUGUUGGCAUAAAGAUAGCAUGUUAGGGUAAACACUAGAUG